AGAGAGAGAGAGAGAGAGAGAGAGAGAGAGAGAGAGAGAGAGAGAGAGAGAGAGAGAGAGGUAUUGUGGAGAUGGCAAGCGGUUUAGAUCGGCGGGGAAGUUUUGAAAGACCAGGAUAUCCGCCUGCGGCAGCGGAUCGUAACUAUCCUUCUCAUCCACUGCCAGAUUCACAGGAUGGUGUUGGUGGAGAUCGCAGAGGAAGUUUUGGGGCUGAUGGCCGGCCACGCAGGUCCCCCUCGUCUGUUGGGGAGGGAGGUAUCUCGCGGGUGGGAUCAAGAAUAUCAGAUAUUGUUGACAGUGAACUGGAAGAGAUGGAGCGCAUAGUCCAGAUGGAGGAAGAGAUGAAGAAAAGUCAAGAGCGUAUAUUGCGAAUGGAGGAGGAGAACAAGCGAGUCCAAGACCGCUUACGGCGACUGGUUAGAAAGAAGAACGCGAAGAUUGGGGAGUGCGAGAAGCAAAUCGAAGAUAUGAAAAAUUACGGGUUGUUUCGGCCAACGGGCUUUCCAAGUCCCUGGAAGAGCGAUCUUACGGAGUGCUUGAAGGAAAGGGACAUCUGUCUGAAGGGCUGUUUUGUUCCCUGCUGGUUAUUUGGAGAGACGUACUUGCAAGUCGUCAAUUGGGACGAGACUCCGGGGAGGGCAGUCGUCAGCAGUUGUGCUUGUUGUAAGCCGACGGAGGCCGAUCCUCCCGAACACGGCCGUCACCGCCUUCGCUUGGCGACUGGCUGCUGCAUUCAUGCUGCUCUGGGUGGUGUUACCUCCUUCCUUGGCUUCCUUCUGUUUCCGAUAACCCUCUCGCCGUGCUACGCAUAUGAAGUGAGGACUAAGAUCCGACAGAAGUACAAUCUCGAAGAGGCGCCCUGUGAAGACUUUGUGGUGACCUGUCUGUGUCAUCAGCUGGCGCUAUGUCAAGAGGCGAGGGAGCUCCAGGCGAGACACAAGGAUCAGGAGGGGAAAAGGCGCGACGAGGAGUUGCAAGAGGUGCUGCUGUCGCAAGGUCAACCGAAGUCAGAUACCAAGGCACAACCUGAUGAAAAAGGAGGGUCGUCGGACGAGGAGGACAGAGAGCUGAAUGGGCAUGACACAGCAAAGGCGGAACGCCCAGUCACAUCGUUUCUCCAGAACCCGCCUCAAGUACAGAGAAUGUAGUACCCCUGUUGUAAUCAUAUAGGAGAGGCGCAAAGGAAUGCCGGGGGGAGGGAGGAGUUGGAAAGCGUGCCAAUUGAAAUAUAGGGGUGAACUGUUUGUCGAGGGCAUCGUGGAGUGUCGUGGGGGGGGAGGGGAGGAAAAGGGUGCGGUUAGAUGAUGCCAUCGGUAGAGCUUUCAUAGCAAAGAAUUGGAACAGCCUUGUUGAAGAAGAGGUCAUCCUUUAUCCAGUUUCCCUGUUAAAUCGCCAGCACCUUGCCCAGGCAAACUUGAGAAUUGAAAUUGCAUCAUUCCGGGUUCUUUCGGAUGAACAGUGCGACGGGACCGCUGCCGUUUUGUUUUUCAUUGGCUAGCUGUGCAAAUCCGCCGUGUUGGGAAAAGGCGGCUCAAAGGUACUGGUGGUUUGACAAAGAAAAUUUGGGUCAGGCCUCCUUCAGAAGAGGUGGUGUCUUCUCCACUCUCCUUGUUCAAUGUUAGGGGCAGUGAAUUUCUACAAAUCGACGGGUAGGUGAUUUGACGAGUAGACGAGUACUCACAUUGGUAGGUGUAGAAAAAUGACCGGCGGGCUAGCAUUUCUAUGAGGGGCUGGCAGGCAACGACCAGAGGAGAGGAUAGACGAGAACGUAACGCAGUUGUUCCCUUUUGGAGUGUAAGUUAACAGAAAUCU
Chara braunii is the source of this 1812-nucleotide messenger RNA. The record is from the annotation of a GenBank genome assembly. NCBI's taxonomy places the organism in Eukaryota, Viridiplantae, Streptophyta, Charophyceae, Charales, Characeae.